Molecule: messenger RNA, 3536 nt
Organism: Hemibagrus wyckioides
Lineage: Eukaryota; Metazoa; Chordata; Actinopteri; Siluriformes; Bagridae
Gene: fam20a
Product: FAM20A golgi associated secretory pathway pseudokinase
Exons: 11
Coding region: 510-2090 (526 amino acids)
Cellular component (GO): Golgi apparatus
Molecular function (GO): protein serine/threonine kinase activator activity
Source: RefSeq, a predicted model, not a curated record
CAAGUAAAAACAUGAGGAAAACACACAUCUGCUGUUUUUUUUCUGCUGUCUCUUAAGCAUGUUUGGAUCCUUCCUCUUUCUCUGUGCCUGUCAUUCACACAAACUCCGUGACUGUGUCUGUUUUUUGACCAGAGACUCCGUCUACAUGGGAAAUGGGAAGGUGCAGCUGGAGCUCUGCCAAGAGUAGCAUUCUGCUUCCGUGCUCCAGUCAGAAGAGAGCAGAAGGGCAUGGUUUCAGUCAGCCACUAAACAGAGAGGGACACACACACACAAACACACGUGUUGGCUCUAUCUCCGUCGACCUGAGUCUUUAAACCACAGGGGAACAAUUCUGUGAAUGUCUGCUGGAGAGGCCGCAUUAAAGGACAAAGCAAGAGAUGUUUCUGAAAGACUGGAAAUAUUAGAAGUUCUAUAAAUGCAUGUAAUUCAGCAUGCUGGAGAACUGCAAGAUCUUCUUAACAAGUCUGACCGUCACAAUCAAGUGAUCCUGAGAUCGUCUUCCCCCACUAAUGGCAAGAAUGAAGAGGGACCGGUUCCUGUUGGCCAUCACCUUCAUCGUCAUUCUGACAGUUGAUGUCUACUUUGUUCUGCUUCCCAGGCUGAGAGCCUGGUACGAUUUGUCCAGCGGUGGCUGUAACUGCCAUGGGGUCAAUGGCAGUGUUAGAUAUCCUGAACAGGUUCCUCACAAAAAGACCUUGAGUUCCAACUUUGUCUCUCAAAAAGGAUCCAAGCUGAAAAGGCUUUUUGGCCAUCCGCUGUACAAUAUUCAUCUGCCAGAGCUAAGUCCAGAUGAGAGAUUGCUGGAAGAAGAGGCGCUCAUGGAAUAUUAUAGGCGGAAAGUCACCCGCUGGCAGAGACAGCAGAAGUUCUACGUUGAAGCAGCAGCUGCAUCAAACAUCUCAUUGCCUGAGCAACCUGUAAACUUUAAUACUGAUGCUAGCUGGCUGAGAUUCCAUUUGGGGAUCAACCGAUACUCACUCUACCCCAGAGACGAUGAAAACAUCGAUCAGCUCCUGCAUGAUAUGCAGAGUGCCACCAUCAUUGGAGCAGAUUACACUCAAGAUGAAAAGGCCUUAAAAGGAGCAUGUGACUGUUCACAAGUGGUUAAGCCAAGUGGCCAUCACCUGAAACUUGCCCUGAAGCUGCAAGACUUUGGGAAAGCUAUGUUCAAACCUAUGAGACAGGAACGGCAUGAGGAGACACCGGAGGACUUCUUUUAUUUUGUUGACUUCCAGAGACACAAUGCGGAAAUCGCUUCUUUCCAUCUGGACAGAGUCCUUGAUUUCCGGAGAGUUCCACCUGUAGUUGGGAGACUCAUCAAUGUCACAGGCGAGGUUUUGUACACAACAUACAACGAGGAGCUCCGUAGCGUAUUCUUCACCUCGCCAGCAAACAACACAUGCUUCUUUGCCAAGUGUCUGUAUGUGUGUAAGACGGAAUACGCAGUGUGUGGACAUCCAGACCUUCUAGAAGGGUCCAUGUCGGCCUACCUGCCUGGACUGAGUGUAGCACCCCGCAUUUCCAUCCCCAGCCCCUGGAUCCGCUCUUACACUUUUACUGGAAAAGAGGAAUGGGAAGUCAAUCCAUCAUACUGUGACACCAUCAAAAAACUUUACCCCUACAGCUCUGGAAAUAGACUAUUGAAUAUCAUUGACAUGGCCAUAUUUGACUUCCUGACAGGAAACAUGGACCGACAUCACUAUGAGAUUUUUACCAAGUUUGGUGAUGAAGGACUUCUGCUUCACCUUGACAAUGCGAGAGGGUUUGGAAAACACUCUUACGAUGAGAUGUCAAUCCUAGCACCGCUGACCCAGUGCUGCAUGAUUAAGCGCUCGACGUUGCUGAGGCUGCAGCUGUUGAUGCAACCAGAGUAUCGUCUCAGUGAUGUGAUGAGAGAGUCUUUGGACCGAGAUCCACUUCGACCCGUUUUGACUGAACUCCACCUGCAGGCUCUCGAUCGGAGACUGGAGCGUGUGAUCAGGUCUGUGAGUAGAUGUGUGAAGAAGCUCGGGGAAGCCAAGGUGGUGGUCACAGACUUCAUAGAGGCCUCCGGUGCAGCUACAGAGAGAAACCACAAAAAAAGCAGGUGAUGGAUGUUGACGAGAAAGAAGAAAAAACUUAAAGAAAGCAGUCAUUGGACUUUGUGUGGGCCUCCAAUAGUUGGAGCAUGUGACGGAUGUGUGAAAAAGAACAGAGGGAUCGAGCCAAGGAAUGAUAGAAAAACACUGGAUCACUGACUGAUGGAUGUAGCUCAUGAUUCUAGCCUGUCUGAGCAAGGUCUUUUAUAUUUUGUUUCAUAACAUGGAGAACAAAUGUGUAAGUGAACAAGCACUGUUAAUCGAUCUGCACACAUUGUACCAAAAUGCUGCAUGAUUGGGGAUGAUGUUUUCAGAAUCGUAAAAAUGACAGACGAUGUCAUGUUCCUGAGAAGUGGCUGUGGGAUCCGUGGUGUACUUUUGAGGCAAACACAUGUUUGUGUGGAUCUUUCAAGCAUUCCACAGAUGAUCGGCUUUUUUUCUGCAACUUUUUAAACAAAUACUCAUUAGGGAAGGAAAACGACAGGAUUGAGAGCAAUGAAGAGGUUUAUUUCUUCAGAGAAAAGUAUAUGCCAUUAAAAUGACGAAAACAGAUUGGAUUUGUGGCUUUCGGUCCAGACGGCGAGCGAGCAUAUAAUCCUUGGCUGUCUCUUCCCUUCACAGUUUGUAGGCUUUCAAGUGGAAUCUCAAAACCCGCCAGAAAAAAAUCAUCCGAACUAUUUACAGGCGAACGUUCCUUUGCCAAAACUUUGUUCCAACUUGUGGUAUGCAGUUCAUUGCAACACAAAUGUCAAAGGUAGAAGGUAGAAAGUAGUUUUUGGAUGAAGCUGCAGCAUGUCUGUCCUUAGAGCAGGUCUGCAUGUUCCGAGUGACAACUAAACAUUCCUCAUGUUAAAAAUAAAAAUCUGUAAAAAAAAGAAAAAAGAAAAAAGGACUUUACAAGUGUUUGAGGCUGUUCAUGAAACUAUUUGUGAAAACGAAGUGUUCCUUAUCCCACUCGAAAUGAUUGACCACUUCACCCAUUCAUACUGUACAUGUCAAAACAAUCAAAAAGUGUCAUCUGUAUUGUAUUUCAUUCUUAAGAAAAACUAUAAUGCUUCAUUGUAAGAUACAGAAAAAAAUGUGGUUAGCCAAGCUUUUCCUGUCCUUGUGUGCUUUUGGAAAAGUACAUAGUAUUUACAUUGUGUAUUUCUACACAUUAAUCAAUGCAGUUCAGGGCAAGCCGAGGCUAGAGUUCACUUUUCAGUUUUCACUUCCUAACUUCAGCACUAAACAAGCGUCAUGGAUGCGACAGGCUUCACCUUUUGUCCUGAUUUAACAAACAUUAAGCUGAUAAUUGACACCAAAACACUGCCCCCUUGUGGUUGGUAUGCAUGAUGACUCAAUUUUAGUGAUCCAUUUGCCCUACAUAGCAUUAAACACUGGAAGUAUUUAAGCACUCAGUUUUCUAAAGUUAUACAGAACAGUGUUGGGUAUAAGGAUGACAAAUGAAUACAGACA